Molecule: messenger RNA, 1146 nt
Organism: Puccinia graminis f. sp. tritici CRL 75-36-700-3
Lineage: Eukaryota; Fungi; Basidiomycota; Pucciniomycetes; Pucciniales; Pucciniaceae
Exons: 3
Coding region: 338-640 (100 amino acids)
Source: RefSeq, a predicted model, not a curated record
GUUUCAUUGUGUCGGCAGGGUCUAAUGCUACCGCCUCCUUUGGCCAGGCCUCUCCCUAGUGCAGGCAUCACAUACAGAUCAUAUAAACCGGCAAUCUCUUCUCCGGGAAGACAUCCCAUACCCAACGCUCACAUCUUCCACUCAAUCUACUCAUCUCAAACCCCACCAAACUCUCCUCGCAUUAUAAUUGUGUAAACUCAUAGUUGUAUCUAUCUAGUCCGGGCAAAAUAGUAAUUCCUAAGUUCACCAUAACUCAGUCUCUAGCUUUUUUCUUUUUCAAGUUUUUUAACAACCGAAUUACCGUGACAUAUAAAGUGAGGAAGACAAUUUUACAACGAUGCAUCUCUUCAUGAAAUCAAUUGUUCUCGCUUUUCUCGCAAGCGCUCUCGGACCAAUCGAAGUAUCCGCCACGUGUUCGGGACAGAAUUCGCAGACAUUCUGCUCUACGCGUUCCGAUGGUGACAUAUUCAAGGCUUCAUGCAAACUGCGUAAACCAAACAAAAAAGGAGCAUGUGACCCAUUGGUUCCAGGGCAAUUGGGAGGGUUCAAGGUUUGCUGCACCCCCUAUGUUUGGCCGGACGAGCAAGGAAACAUGAUUUGCGACGUUGUUGCCAGCGAUUGUAUCAGAGACAGAUCUUAGUAAUUGAAGUAAGGCUUAGAGUAGCAUAUUCCACUUCUUCAAAAUCAUGAGCAGUUUAAAUUUGUAAAUAAAUGGUUCUCAUAUCUCCGAAAACAAGACUAAUUAGAUUGAGUAACAUUCAGUCUUGAAAAAGGAGGCCAAUGCACUAAGCAUGAUACAAAAUUUAUCCAGUAACUUGUGACAUUCCCCCGAGGGCGAAAAAAAAUUGCGAGUCGCAACUGCUGAAGGUUAGAAGGUCAAGAUAUAUAUGAACCUUAUGAAACGGUCGAAAGAGUCAUGCACGCAGAUGAUGAUGCCGGUUGUAAGAUAAACUGAAAGAGUGGUCAGCAUCAGGGACAGGAUGGGAUAAACUGAGGAUUUUUUUUUUCAGAAAAACAGGCCAAAAACUAGCGAUAACAAGGAAAGAAAACUUAGAGAUUGGAAAAUAAAAGGCGUGAUAGAUAUUUUGAGGAUGUGGAUUUCUUUCUGUUUAUUCGGCAUGCUCACCGCGCAUUGGUAUGAUCUUG